UUUGUGCUCUAAACAGCUAAUCACUGCCACAAUGACAUCUUCAAGCUCUGCCCAGCAUCCAGCAGCUGAGAAUGCCCACAGAAUCACACUCGGACAAGUUAACCAGGUGCGACCCAAACUGCCGCUUCUGAAGAUUCUGCAAGCUGCAGGUGCCCAAGGUGAAACCUUCACACUGAAGGAGGUUAUGCAUUACCUAGGACAGUAUAUAAUGGUGAGGCAGCUAUAUGACAAAAGACAGCAGCACAUUGUCUAUUGUGGAGGAGAUCAGCUAGGAGAACUGCUGGGACUGGAGAGCUUCUCUGUAAAAGACCCAAGCCCAGUCUAUGACAUGUUGAAACGGAACCUGACUUCUGCUGCAAUGGCAGAUGCUGCACAGAAUCUCGCAAAGGAACAGAGCGUCGAUAAGCCAAGCCAAGACCAGCUGAAGUUUAGCCGGCAAGAAGGUUCUGACACUGGCAUCAUGGAGGGUGAAAGCAAUGCUUCUGCUUUGUCUACCUCAGAGCAAAAAUGUGAGAAUUCUGAAGACAAAGACUUAAUAGAAAACCUCUCUAAAAGCAAGAAGCCUAAACUGGACCUAGUGUUUGAGGAAUGGGAUGUAGCUGGUCUUCCAUGGUGGUUUUUAGGCAACCUCAGAAGCAAUUACAAGUCCAGAAGUAAUGGAUCAACAGAUAUUCAGACUAACCAGGAUUUUCAGCCUCUCCCUGUGUGUUCCUGUCCCAGCCUUUCACAUCAGGUGGACAUAGACACUGCCGUUGUUUCGGAUACUACUGAUGACUUGUGGUUCCUCAACGAAUGCCCGUCAGAUCAUAGCAGUGCUGCAGUCAAGGUGGAAACGGUUGACUGCGAGGAAGUGAAAGAAGGUGACAAAAAGGUGACCGAGGAUGCAUGUUUGCAUGACUUUGAGGAUUCUCAGUGCUUAAGUGAUGACACAGAUACAGAAGCCACUUCUGAGGACUGCUGGCAAUGUACCAAAUGCAAGAAAUUUAACUCUCCAGGCAAACGGUACUGUUACCGCUGCUGGGCCUUACGGAAAGACUGGUACUCAGAUUGUCCCAAACUGGCUCAUUCUCUUUCUCUGUCCGACAUUGACGCUAUGCAAAACAAAAAUGAUGAUGAAGGGAUAGAUGUCCCGGACUGCCGAAGGACUAUUUCUGCUCCAGUUGGCCAACCCAAAGACCUGUACAUGGUAGAAAACAAAUCACGUGUAGAUCCCUGCAGCUCUAUUGAGUCUUUGGAUUUGGCACGAGAAUGUGAAAGCAAGGAGUCUCUGUUGCAUUUCACUGAGCAUAAAAAGGAGGAAGAAAUACAGUCAUUAGAGAGUAUAAAAAAGUUGCUGAAUCCUUGCUUCUUAUGCCAUCACAGACCACGGGAUGGGAAUAUUGUCCAUGGAAGGACUGCUCACCUUGUGGCCUGUUUCAAGUGUGCAAAGAUGCUGAAGAGAAAGAGAUCACCUUGCCCAGUGUGCAGGAAAGAGAUUGAGAUGGUGAUAAGGAUCUUUAUGGGGUAGUUGUGCCAGUUCAGGCCUUCUCCACCAAAAGAUAGCACACAGGUUUUCUUGCACUCACACAAACCCUAACUUCACAGCUCAGCCGGUGAAUACCAAAGAGAAUUAAGAUUCAAAUCUGACCAAGAACACUGAGGAAUCCUCUGCAUUAAAUGAAGCAGCAUCCGCUUUUCGAUGUCCAUUUAAAUUAACGCCUGUAUGGAGCAGGGUGUGACCGACACAUUGGUAUCUAUGCCCUAGCUUUGUAAUUGUCUAAAUCUUCUAAUUGCAGCUCAGUGGUGUCACUAGGAUUCUCUAUUCUGACAACCGGUCCGCGGAAAACAAAUUUUGGAAAGAGUAUUAACUUUGGCUGUUGGAGUGUUCUCCAGUAAGUCAGACCCUGUGCAAUGCCUUCUAAGGGACAAGUCUAUAUCUGAACUAUAUAUAUAUGCAGGGGUGGGAAAGAGGGUGGGAGGGAAGGGUAGACCAAGGUGUUUGCAAUUUAGAGAAGCCAUUUCUCCAAGUAUCAGUUCUCCUGAGGGCAGUGAGAAGUAAAUAACCUGGUUGCAGAAUUAUUUUUCUUUGUUUAAUGUAUGUUUGUUAGAUAAGGUGAAGAUCCUCUUGCUCCCAGACUUGAAAUACGUCCUCCCAAACUUUUAAUCCAUCGCUAUCUCAGGUCACAUAUCAGAUGGCAAAAGAAUAGAGUGUUACA
Aptenodytes forsteri (emperor penguin) is the source of this 2195-nucleotide messenger RNA. RefSeq names its product protein Mdm4. The record is from RefSeq and is a predicted model, not a curated record. Bases 32 to 1507 code for a protein of 491 amino acids. Gene Ontology annotation, biological process: negative regulation of apoptotic process; protein ubiquitination; regulation of cell cycle. Lineage: Eukaryota; Metazoa; Chordata; Aves; Sphenisciformes; Spheniscidae. The transcript has 11 exons. Gene Ontology annotation, cellular component: nucleus. Gene Ontology annotation, molecular function: ubiquitin-protein transferase activity.